This is a messenger RNA of Vitrella brassicaformis, 2515 nucleotides long. NCBI's taxonomy places the organism in Eukaryota, Vitrellaceae. The record is from the annotation of a GenBank genome assembly.
GUCAGUCAAUCCACAUGCACACAAAAACAAGAAGCAGGCAAAGAACUAUGGGUCCACCAAGACCAACUUACAAGUCCACCCACCUCAAACCCAGUGUGUCCUCAUCUGUCCCCUCCCUCCGCCACAUUAGACACACCACUUGUCAGCGUGAAACGACGCUCAUUCCCAUCACCAUCACCACCCCCACCCCCACCUAUGCCCGACAUUAGCUGAGGGGCGGUCAUGGCGGCCUGUGGUGGGGGACCGCCUGAGCUGCCUUGGCUGCGUUGACUCUGUUGAUGUCCCUGCCCCUGGGACGCUCGCAAAGCGGGAAGGACUGUGCCGAAUGUGGGUAGUCGGACGGGCAGCCCGAUGGGCGAGUAGCUGUCUUCCGCCUCGUCUCUCUCCGUCUCUGCGUCUGCUGCCGAUGCGGCGGGCUGCAGGAGGGUGGCAGAGAGGGGCUCCGGCCGGUGCACGAAGCCUCCUGUGGUGGUCUGGGGCCCGAAGGUGGACGCAGACACAGAGGGGGUAAUGUCGUCCACUGAAUGGAAUGCAGUGCAGCAGAGAGGGAGAAACAGAAAACGCGAGACUCUGUGUGUGUCUCGAUAGACGUGUGUGUGGAAAUGAAUGCUGGCUGACCCUUCUGAGUAGUAUCAGGUUUGCGGAUGCCCAUGGCGUACAAAGGGUCCGUCUCGCUGGAAGCUCCUGUGCGGAGGGAGAGAGAACGGACGGGCUGCGCCACCAAUCUGUUGAUUCAUGUGAUGCACAGCACACGGAAGGAGGGCAAGGCACAGAGACAGAGAGAUUCAUUUACACAAGGAUGAAAUGAAAAGAGCUGUCUUGUCUCGUGCUGUGCUUCAGGGCCGUGCGUACGUCUCCUUCUCGAACAUGCGGUGGUACAGGAAUAUCCACUUGUCGGGGUCCCGACCCUCCAUGUGCUUAUAGUAUUUGGAGAACAGAAAGGACGACACAAAGCCCACAAACAAAGCCAUGAACAGGGUCAGCACCUGCAUACACACACGCAGAGAGGGAGGGGGAGAGAACACAUACAUACUGGAUGGAUGGAUGGAUCUGUGCCUGUCUUACUGCCUUACCCUGAGAAGGUUGUUGAGGUCUCUGAUGGGCACCAGCCGCGGGCUGAGCAGGUCGAUCUGCACUGUCUCCGUGUCUAUCACAAACGGACCUUGCCCUAUACACACACACACACACAAACACACAGAGGCGUAUGCAGCAAGGCUCUUUCUCCAUGGGCUUCUGUGUCUCACACACCAAAGGUAAUGCCGCCCGGCCCCUGUAUGGGCCCUUUGUCAGGUGGUGAGGGGUCGAUCGGCUUCUCUUUGUCCUCGUUCUCGUCCACUAUGUUGCCUUUCUUGUCGCAGGUGAAACAACCCUCCUCGCGGGCACACAACUGCAGGUCAGGCACCCCAUAUGGCGAAACAAACAAACAGGUGUGUGUCGUGUGUGUCUGUCUGUCUGUCUGUGUCAUGUCAUGUGCGGGGGUGUCUGCCUCUCAUCCAUCGCUCACUCACGUGUACGUUGCAGUAUAGGAAAAUGAACGGCGAGUCGCCCAACCUGAAGAGCGGGAGGGCCAUGCGGGUCAGCUCACGCUCUUGCUUCACAAACUCCACCUCGAUCUCCGCUGCACAACACACAACGACGUAUUCGUUGGUAUCCCCCUUCCCCUCCCCCCCACACCACACCCCACCCACCGGGCCGCUCGCAGUAGUCCUUGAUGAGGAUGACCGCCUGUGGGUCCCCCGCCUCCCCCGACGCCCAGCAGUGCUUCAGGUUGAGCGCAAAGCCCGUCUUGUAGCUCGUGAAGACCUCUACUACCAGCUCCUCGCUCCACCGCGGUAUCACCAUGGGGGGCUCAUACAGCCGCUCAUCGCACUCCCUGUCCAGACAGGCCUGCAUCUGGACAUCGAACUCGCCGCUCCCGCUGACGUUGACGGUCUUGACGCCCUCUCUCUCCACCUGGGUGCUGACGGUGAGGUCCUUGCUGUAAAGGCACUCGACCUCAUACCGCACCUCGCCCCCCAACAGCGCCCCGCCGCCGAUGACCCUCGCCUCGUUGGUGUGGACAAUCCACUGGUCGCUGCUGUCGGCGUUGGCCUGUGUUCCGCAGCCGUCGAGUGGGGUGGACACACAGAGGAGGGAGUUGUCGUCAUACGAGUGGCAGGAAGGGUCGGGCGUAUCGCUGAACGACCUGCAGACACAGAAAGGGAACACACGCACGACACGAUGUGGAUUAUUCAUAAACAUGAUGUGUGUGUGUGUUGGGGAUGAGUGCGUUGGUUGGUUGGUUCAUGCCAGAUGAGGUUUGAAGGUUCGAGGCAGAGGGUCAUGCUGGUGGGGUUGCACGUGAGCGACACGGGGCGGAUGGCUGCUGCUGUGGUCACUACGGAGAGCACCACAACCAGCCCCGUGGGGGAAGGCGCAACGGAAGAGAGCGACAUAGCACACAUAGCCUGAGCCAAAGAGGAUGCAAAUUGGAGCCCGGCGUGCUGAUAUGAGUGGUUUGAAGCCCUUUCCGGAG